AGGCCGCGGCCCGGGUCACUGCUGAAUCUGGAGGAGCGCAUCAGGUGAAAAAAUAUGUUAGUAGCACGUCUGGCUUCCCAGUUAGUGAAGGCUUCACAGACUACAGGACACCUCUGGCCAAGGUCAGUGUCUUCCAUUCUUUAUUCUCAUUCUGCAUUUACCAAGUAUAGCACUCAGCCCUCUAACAAAAAUGGAGCUCAGCCUCAGCAGUGGCAUGUGCAGGACCCUGACCUGGAAGAGAUGCUGGUUCCUAGAAAGCUUUCCAUCAGUCCCUUGGAAAGCUGGCUGACAGUUAGAUACUUGCUUCCGAAAGCAGAAAUAGUCAAUAUUCAGGAAAAAGUAGGCGAUGAACCUGUGCAACAAUAUGACUGCCCAGCAGCUGAUGUGGGAGCUAAGAUGGAAGAAGGGGAAGGAGCAGUUGGCAACCAACUCGAAUGUAAGAAUGUUCUGAAGAUCCGCAGGAGGAAAAUGAACCGGCACAAGUAUAAAAAGCUGCUAAAGCGGCGAAAGUUUGUGCGAAGGAGGAUAAAGGAAGGCCGCAAGAAGAAACGUCAGGUGAAGUUUGAGAAAGAUUUGCAGCGCAUCUGGAAAAGAGCUGGUUUGAAAAACCCUCCUGCAGGAUGGCAAACACCCAAGAUAUUUUUGAAAAGUUCAAAGCGAUAAAAAUGCUUGUAAUGAGUUUUGACCUAUAAUUUUAAUUAAAAAAUAUUUAUGCAGACUUCUUUCAACCUUUUCUUCUGAAUGUAGUGAGAUUAGUAGGAGAUCACUUUUUAUCUUUGGUAAACAGUUUUCUGGGGGAAAACUUGGUGUGGAUGUGCACUUCUCCCUCAGAAAAGUAUUUUGAGCAGUUAUUUGCUGUGUGCAGUCUUGUGCUGCUUUCCGUGUCUUGGAGCACAUAAAUCUUCUGGACUGUAGCUGAAUUUCUGAAGGUGCUAUUAAAGGUUAGACUGGAUGAUAUAUGAUUAAAAACAACAGGCUGUGGGAGGUGAAAUAUGAAGUGAAAGAAGUCUUCUGAUUGUGUAACUAUAUAAAACUCCAGCAAUUAAAUUAUGUUUAAGGUGACCACAUUAUUUUAUAGUAUUAUGAAAUACAUGCAUACUAUAGAAAGUCUGCUACUUUUAAUGAAGAGUUAAUUGGAGAAAGUUUGUUGAAAGGCUUACUAUUCACUAAAAACAAAAACUGUAUUUUGUCAGAGAUUGCCCUCUUGUAAAUGGUUGUU
This is a messenger RNA of Nothoprocta perdicaria, 1219 nucleotides long. RefSeq names its product aurora kinase A interacting protein 1 (gene AURKAIP1). Gene Ontology annotation, biological process: mRNA processing. The transcript has 4 exons. Bases 55 to 663 code for a protein of 202 amino acids. The record is from RefSeq and is a predicted model, not a curated record. Lineage: Eukaryota; Metazoa; Chordata; Aves; Tinamiformes; Tinamidae. Gene Ontology annotation, cellular component: mitochondrion.